Molecule: messenger RNA, 1944 nt
Organism: Aegilops tauschii subsp. strangulata
Lineage: Eukaryota; Viridiplantae; Streptophyta; Magnoliopsida; Poales; Poaceae
Product: probable F-box protein At1g44080
Molecular function (GO): protein binding
Source: RefSeq, a predicted model, not a curated record
GCGGCCCAUACGGCUUGUGUGGGCCUGGGCUGUACGUAUCCACAGCCAGUGGCACUCGCUCACUUGGCACGGCCCCGUUCGGGCAGCCACACUCCUCCACUCGCUCCAUUCUGAACUCCAGCAAGCAGCCGCAGCGCGGCGGGGACGGCAACUCGACCCCAUCUCUGGCACCGGGACGGCGACCGUCUCACUGGUACCCGCCACUCCUUCUCUUCACGAGCGCUCCUCCUCCUCUCUCUCUCGGACCGAUGGCAACAGAGAACAAACCUCACUGGCAGCCACCGUCGUCGUGGUCAGCCCUCCCGCCGGACCUGGCAGGCCUGGUGCUCCGCCUGCUCCCCGCAUACGCCGACCACGCCCGGUUCGCCGCAGUGUGCCCACAGUGGCGUGCUGCAGCCAGGAAGCAGGUGAUGCCCCCGACAUUGCCGCUGCUCGCGCUCCCUGACGGCACCUUCUACAGCCUCCCCUACGAUGAGCGCUUCCGCUUCCCCGGCUGCGGCUUCGCUGGGUACAAGAGCGCCUAUGGCAGCUGGCUUGUCUUCCCCCGCGACGAUGGGUGCUUCCUUGUCAACCCCUUCUCCAGGGCCACCAUGACACUCCCUCCUCUCUUCAGCGUCCGACUCCGGCCUCCAAAUGCUGUCGCUAAGUGGAUACUCCAGGAUGGGUCAAAAGUUGCCGACCCUUACACUACAUGGAUGCAUAUCAAUGAUUCAGAGGAGCUGCACAUAAUUAAGCUACUUCUGUGCUCGCCAAACCUCGUUGCUGCACUGGUCGGUGUUGAAUACACCAGUCAGAUCCUAAUGUGCCAGCCAGGGGCCUUGUCAUGGUCGGUACGUGCAUGCGAUGAGUGUAAGGAUUUUGAAGACAUGGUGUUCUACCAGGGAAAGCUCUACGCCAUUGCCGAUGACGAGGACCUCCUUGUGGUGAACGUCAGCAGUGACCAAAGCACCGGCGAUCCACAGGUUUCUCGGGUUGGAAGGGUCAUCAAGGCCAAGGGUGACCGCUGCUACAAGGGGGACCUCAGCGUCUACCAUGUUGUGUGUCGAGAGAACUCUGUACCCGUCAUGCCCGUCAAGAAGGUCUAUCUGGUUGAAUCGUGUGGCGCGUUGCUGAUGGUACGCAGGAAGAUUUGGUGCCAGGCUCCUAGACCUGGAGUGACCUGUAAAAUUGUUGCUGGAAAGAGCGAGUUUGAGGUAUUCAAGGCUGACUUUGAGCACUCACAGUGGAUCAAGGUGUCGACCGUGGGGGAUGACCAGGUUCUGUUUCUAGGGCGAAGGUGCUCCAGGGCUCUGUCCGCGUCUCGGUAUGGCUUACUGGGCAAUCACAUCUUCUUUUUGGAUGACGAUGACGAGCAUCGUGUGGACUACUUCUACGAUGAGGACAACACAUCUUGCAGCUCCUACGACAUGAGACUCGGCGAUGUCUCUUCCCCUCAUCCAAUGAUUUCCUGGAAGCGCCGCAAGGAGAUGCGUCUGGCAGCAUGGCUAUUCCCCCAGGACUGAAUUGAAGGUGUUGCAUUGUUGUUGGUGUCCAGCCUUUAUUUUGCAAGCUGCUCACAGGUUAUCUAUCUGACUGGUAAACAUGGCGGUUGAUUAUGGUGUUCGGUGGUCCCACACAUGCCGUGAAAUGCCUUUGUAGAGUACUUAACUUUCUUACGCCGUUAGUUGCCAUUUAUCGUAAUUGUCUGAACUUAUUAUGGUGGUUACUAUGCAAGCUUUUAACUGCAUCGGUUUUCAACUGGCACUGGUUAUUUUGUUGUCAUGUUGUUUGGCGGUUAUUGUGCAAGCUGCUCACAUAUGUUAUCUAUCUGACCAUGGUAUGUAUGGUGGUUGGUAUAGUGUUCAGUGGUUCUCCUAGGAGCCGCAAAUUGCAUUAGUAGUAUCUAUCUGAACUUUGUUACUACUUUGUUUUUUUCAAUUAGUAUACUGUGGUUGUUGCUACGCC